Galendromus occidentalis (western predatory mite) is the source of this 814-nucleotide messenger RNA. It is a transcript of the gene Coa7, whose product is annotated as Cytochrome c oxidase assembly factor 7. Lineage: Eukaryota; Metazoa; Arthropoda; Arachnida; Mesostigmata; Phytoseiidae. The coding region runs from base 131 to 814 and encodes 227 amino acids. Gene Ontology annotation, molecular function: protein binding. The transcript has a single exon. Gene Ontology annotation, cellular component: mitochondrial intermembrane space. The record is from RefSeq and is a predicted model, not a curated record.
GGGCUACGACGAUCGCGUGCGCGAUGUGUUGAAAGCUCGUUUUACGCCAGUGGUUGACUGAUUCCACCUCCGGGAAUCCGUCCACGAGAACUUUUUCACCCUGGUGUGACCAACCUGUCGCAAUACCGCCAUGGGGAUAAACAUGGAAGACGAGGAGGAAGUGAGGCGGUAUCUGGAGAACCUGAACAUCGAAUAUCAGUUCAGCUGCUACAAAGAAAAUAAUGGAGAAGGGUGCUGUCUGUUGGGGGAGUUCAUGCAGGUCGUACGAGAAGAUUACCGGAAAGCUUCCGCAGCUUUCAAGAAAGGUUGUGACCAACAUAAUUUCCCCAAAGCUUGUUUCAAAUACGGGGGUGACUUGUUCAGAGGUCGAGGGGUGAAGAAGGAUCAAGCAAAAGCUCUGGAAUAUCAGAAAAAGGCUUGUGAUCUCGGCUGGAAAGAAGGGUGUCUAGUCGCUGGUUACCAACUCGAGGAUUUGGCUACCGACGGCGACAUAUUGGCAGCAACCGAAUAUUUCAAGAGAGCGUGCGAUCUCAACUCAGACGAGGGCUGUGACCGAGCAUCUGCGAUGUAUCACAGAGGGACGGGACCGAUACCGAGGAAUCUACAGAAAUGUGUGGACUACGCAGUUCGGGCGUGCGAUCUGGGGCACGCUCAAGCUUGCGCUAAUGCUUCCUUCUUGUAUAAACAGGGUAUCGACGGUGUUCCGAAUAUUGCAAAGUCGGAGGAGUACAAGAAAAAAGCUCUGGAGAUCCAGAUGCAAGCGAGACGGAAUAGAGGUUUUCAGAUGGAACAAGGGAUAGGAGAACCAGAGUGA